Messenger RNA from Symsagittifera roscoffensis, 1707 nucleotides. Its product is annotated as inhibitor of growth protein 3-like. The transcript has 8 exons. Lineage: Eukaryota; Metazoa; Xenacoelomorpha; Acoela; Convolutidae. Gene Ontology annotation, biological process: regulation of DNA-templated transcription. The record is from RefSeq and is a predicted model, not a curated record. Gene Ontology annotation, cellular component: NuA4 histone acetyltransferase complex. The coding region runs from base 64 to 1623 and encodes 519 amino acids.
AAUUGUUGUGAUAAACUUAUUAAAUAGUUGUAAGUGAGCAUGAUAUAAGGAGAGAGAAGAGAGAUGUUGUAUCUGGAGGACUUCCUGGAGCUGAUCGAGACUCUCCCGAAUGAGGUGAGGGACAAGUGCACAACUGUGAGGGAGUUGGACCUCUCAGUGCAGAAUCAGGUGGAGCUGCUGCAGAAGAAGAUGCAGUCCAUCAGUGGAGGCACAGGGGGAGGGGGAGGCACAACUAGUGGUGGCAGUGGAACUAAGUCGUCCCAAGCGGGCGGAGGUGUGAACAAACAACAGCAGCAGCAGGAGGUGGACAUUGAGGAGAAGAAGAGGGUGUUGGAGGAAGUGGAGCGAGGCUACAGGGGGGCUCUAGUGGAUGCGGGGGAGAAAGUGAGUGUGGUGGGACAGCUGUUCCAUCUAGUCGAGAGAUACUCCAGAAGACUCGACCAGGAUCUGAACAAAUUCAAGUGGGAGCUGGAGGCGGACAAUGCAGGCAUCACUCAGAUCCUGGAGGCCAAAGUAUCCCGCCAAUUGGCCGAGGAGGAGGCACUGUCCAAGUACGCGCAACUUGGUGCAGCGGCUUCUUCUACUUCAUCUUCUUUUGUGACCACUGACAAUGUGACUUCAUCAGACUUGAACAACGGAACAGGAGGCUCAUCAUCAUCAUCAUCAUCCCUCAAAAUCAACUCAAGGUUACAACAGCAGGGUCACAAUAAAAACAGCAGACACAGUUCAUCAAUCAAAACAUCAUCGCAGCAUCAAUCACGUCGACCUGAAACAGAAGCGCCGCGAUCAUCUGCAUCUUCAGUAGGUACAUACAGACCUUACAACAACUACAGUAGCAGUACACCUCUUGCUAUGAAAAGAGAGCCGCCCUAUGGGGAGGGGGAGGGAGGGGACGAAGAGGAUGAGGGGGAGGGGGAGUUCGACAAUGACGACGAGGGUGAUGAGUGGGUGCAGGGACAUAGGAAGUCGAGCACUUUCGGCUUCUACACGCCCCCCACUUCACCACCAGAUUCGAAGUCCUUUGAAGGUUUUUCUGGCCAUCAAGAAGAGCGAUACACAUUGCCCAAAAGUCUCGACAUGCUGGAAAAGGUUACCGAAAACCUAGCCAAAAACUACAACUCUGCCAGUCGCGAAUACGAAAGCAACAUGAUCAAAAAUAGGCCUAAGCGACAAUUGAGCAUUGAGCGAAUACGCGCGGCCUCAGGGGUCGGAGGUUCGAUCCCCGCUUACGUCCCCUCAGGAAUCGACUCUUCUCAAUAUGUUUUAUCGCCUAUAAUUGGAUCUAACAAGCAAAGAAAAAGGAAGUUAGACUCUAGUUAUAAUACUCAUAACAGUAGUUAUAAUUCAUCUGGGAAUACUAGUCAGACUGAUAACGAUACAAGUGGCGAUGAUACUAAUCAUGAUUCAAAUGCAGAUUCAAGCGAACAGAGAUGGUGUAUUUGUAACGAGUAUUCGUAUGGUAACAUGAUAGCAUGUGAUAAUGUGGAUUGCCCCAUUGAAUGGUUCCACUAUCCCUGUGUGGGAAUUCCAGAGGCUGGAAUAAGUAAGAAGAAGUGGUACUGUCCCAAAUGUAAAGUGAAGGAAAAGCUGAAAAAGAAGAGUUCCAGUUACAAAAAAGGAUGAAAAUACAAAAAAAAAAUAAAAAAACAAGUGAAACUUAAAUAAAUGAUCAAUCAAAUGUCACUGUGUAUGAAAAUUGUUUAGAAA